AUGGAGAAGGGCAACCUAGGCGAGUGGAAGGUCAAGGAGGGCGAUACGUUCAAUGCGGGUGAUGUUCUGCUCGAGGUCGAGACUGACAAGGCUUUGAUGGAUGUCGAGGCAGCGAAUGAGGGUGUGAUGGCGAAGAUUCUUGUGCCGUCGGGCUCUAAAGAUGUGGCAGUGAAUGAUGUGAUUGCCUAUGUGGCGGAGGAGGGCGAUGAUCUCUCAGACUUGCCCGACCCGUCUGAAGCCCGCUCGAACAACGAGAAAUCGAAGGAGGAGGCGCCCAAGGAGGCGCCCAAGAAGAGCGACGCCACUGCCGCACCGUCAGAAUCGAAAGGACCCGUGCACUUUACCAAACCAGUUUUCCCUUCCGUGCAGCGGCUAUCGCACCAAUAUGGCAUUUCCGAGCCAGAGAAGGAUAUCAAGGGCACUGGUCCCCAUGGCAUGUUGACCAAAGGUGAUGUGCUAGCCUACUUGGGAAAGAUCAAGGGCGCGUAUGGCACGGCCAAGCCGUCUCACACGAGCAUCUCCAAGCUGGGCGGAGAGCCAGCGAAAGAAGGUCGCUCUACAAAGGCUGACUCGGCGCCGUCCAAGGUACGUCUAUCUUCUCUGAUGCAGCCGCUUGAUGGCCACGAAGUGCAAACGAUGAUCCUCCAGGGUCUCGUUUCCAUGCGUGCACCGCGCCCGAAACCCGCACCGGCAGCUACUGUGGACGAUGUCUUGAAUGCCUACAAGACCGACGCACCCCCUCGCGCUGGCCCUGCCCCAGCUCCGAAAGCACCCAGCAUAGACGCAGUACUUGCCGACCUACUGAGGAAAUAG
Messenger RNA from Malassezia sympodialis ATCC 42132, 813 nucleotides. RefSeq lists its product as uncharacterized. Lineage: Eukaryota; Fungi; Basidiomycota; Malasseziomycetes; Malasseziales; Malasseziaceae. Gene Ontology annotation, biological process: pyruvate decarboxylation to acetyl-CoA. The transcript is spliced from 2 exons. Gene Ontology annotation, molecular function: dihydrolipoyllysine-residue acetyltransferase activity. The record is from RefSeq and is a predicted model, not a curated record. The coding region runs from base 1 to 813 and encodes 270 amino acids. Gene Ontology annotation, cellular component: pyruvate dehydrogenase complex.